ACAUUACUGGACUUUUGUUCACUAAUUUGCAGCCUCCAUUUGCAUUGCAUUUGCAUUUCAUUUUCUUCCAUAAUGCAGCAGUCUGCUGCAUCUUUCUUUCCUCCAUUGAAGCAGCUUUAUUGCUGCAUAUUUUGUCCCAUAAAUGCAGCUUAUUGCUGCACCAUUUUGCUGUUUUGUGGUAGCAACUUCACAGCUUUGAUGCCACUGCUUCAACCGACGGAGAAGAUGGAGAGGGGAAGAACAGAGGAAGAGAUGCACAGAGUUUUCCUCUGUUUUCCAUAAUUUUUUAUUUUACAUUUUUUUAUCAAACAAUGAAAACAAAAAAUAGCCAGCAGACUAAUUGGGGCAAAAUGGACAGUUAAAUGAAAAGGAUCUGGCAAU
Rubroshorea leprosula is the source of this 381-nucleotide messenger RNA. The record is from the annotation of a GenBank genome assembly. Lineage: Eukaryota; Viridiplantae; Streptophyta; Magnoliopsida; Malvales; Dipterocarpaceae.